Messenger RNA from Mesorhabditis spiculigera, 621 nucleotides. The record is from the annotation of a GenBank genome assembly. NCBI's taxonomy places the organism in Eukaryota, Metazoa, Nematoda, Chromadorea, Rhabditida, Rhabditidae.
AUGUCGGAUAAUAGGGAUCGAUUCGGCAACUGGCAGGAUGAGAUGGGAAAUGCCGUUGAAGAUUUGACGAUCUCGGCGCAGCCAGCCCGUCUAGAUGCCCAUCUACCUCACCAAGCCGCUGCAAAUAACGAUACAAAUACUCUCCGUCCACCAAGCUCCUCUUCCUCUUUGCAGCUACACCGUAUCAAUGCAACUUCCGGCAGAACGCGAGCGGCACGCCACGCUCCGUACGCUGCGCAUCGAGAUGAAAGACGCCAGAGGCUUCGGGGCGGUGUUCGAGCUGCACAAGUUGGAGUCCCAGAGAUGGUCGCGGAGCCUCCGCUUCGUCCGCUUGGCCCUAACCCGGACCCAAACGGAGCUGAUACGCUGACUAUGGAGGUGCAUUUCUCCGGAUGGAAUACGCCGGCGGCUGAGGGCGAUGGCACUGCGUUUUUGGCAAACGACGAACGGGGUCGCGCACCCACGGAGUGCGAAAAUUUGCAGGACCGGCUUGCGGAAGCCGGAAACGUCGUACCUGACAUCGUCGUCCCGCUUCGCCAGCCUCGAAUGGAUCUGGAUGCUGACGCGUAUGAUGGCUUUGUUAUCGUCGGACGAACCGCCAAUGAAGAUGACGUGCUCAAC